Messenger RNA from Penicillium longicatenatum, 2160 nucleotides. RefSeq lists its product as uncharacterized. Lineage: Eukaryota; Fungi; Ascomycota; Eurotiomycetes; Eurotiales; Aspergillaceae. The transcript has 5 exons. Gene Ontology annotation, molecular function: histone acetyltransferase activity. Bases 1 to 2160 code for a protein of 719 amino acids. The record is from RefSeq and is a predicted model, not a curated record. Gene Ontology annotation, cellular component: transcription factor TFIIIC complex. Gene Ontology annotation, biological process: transcription initiation at RNA polymerase III promoter.
AUGAUGUCUAGCUCGGUGGAGCUGUCUCUCUUCCCAUCCUGUUUCGGGGCCCUUGACUGGUCACCAGAGGGAGAGCUUGCAGUGGCUGCGGGCGACCAAGUUCAGAUAUGGACAUGGAGGCCUCCUAAGCACAACUCAGAGCAAGGGGACCACAAUGGCUGGCAACUUACCCGCAUUCCAAAGGUUAAUGUCUUCACGGUUGCUGAGUGGGGCAUGAUUUACCCGCAGAGUCGAGAUAAUUUUUCCAUCGCCGUGGAGCAGUCAGCUAGUUCUGUGGUAGGUCUUUCAUGGUCGCCGCCAGGUCUAGCUAGGUACCGACGGAGUGUCUUGGCUAUCUGGACCUCCAAUCUGCUUCUCUCCCUGUGGGAGCCGGUUGGAAUCAAUGGCCAGUGGGCUCGGGUCUGUAUAGUGAACCACGCACUCUACCCGAACCUAGGAAACUUUCAAGAUAUCGGCGGUAUUGUCCUUCGCAGGGCAAGCAUCCGCUCUUUCAACUGGUGCUCGCCCCUUCAAGUACCCGCCGAUGGGCCGGAAUCAGCAACGGCGCCUGAGUCCCGCUGGGGUGUCCAGAUGCUGGCCAUCACGAAUGAUGCUAAUGAGGUGGUUCUACUUCGGGUAUUUCGACCAAGUGGGCUGCAAGCUUCAUCAGAUGCAUACAUUAUAACUAAAUUGACUGCUUACCCCUUGGAUGGGGCUGAGAGGCAGUUUCCAAUGGUCGGCUCUGGAUCACUUCUGCAAAAUGCCCUUCAGGCCAAAGCACGCAUCACUUCGGUCAUGUGUAGCCCAUGGCUCAACUUACCUACGUCAGAGAAUGGUCCUGUACACUCCGCAGGGACAAUGGUUGCGGUCGUUUAUGGAACGGAGCUACGGAUUUUACAGGCCACUGUUGCGCUAGGGGAGUCAGACCACGAGGUGGAAGUUACGCCACGAUACGACGUAAUGAUGGAUAUCAAACCCCACCCUUUCAUCAUAUCCGACAGCUGGGCUCAUCGAAUGUCAGGUCCUCUCGGAUGGUUACAUACAGGCCAGUCCGAUUGGGUUGUUCUCGCAGUGGGUAUUAUUGAUGGCGUUGUCACAAUAUCUUUACCCCGGUCCGUGUGUGAUGGCAGUGAAAAAAAUCUUGCCGGAAUCAAGACUCAAGAGUGGCCUCGCUCAUCCUGGCCUACUCCGGAUGGUGAGUCAUUUUCUCGGACUCUGGAGCGCAUUUCAAGCUUCUUGACAACAACAGCCGAACAACACAAAACAUGUACUCUUCAAAUAGGCACCUUGGGUGGUUUGGGGACUAGCAUCACCCUGGAUCAAUCCGGGGCUCUUGGACCGUGGAAAGUUCCGCUCUGGAUGAAAGCAGUCGAAGAUUUUCGAGAAGACUACGACCUGGACCGUGACCUGGGAGGAUACACUGCGGCUCGUAUUUGGGGCUUGUCAAUGUAUCGCGGUCUAACUGCGGCCCUUUUCACAAUGCAUCCGACUGAUAUGGUUGAAUACCGUGUUUCCUCCAACGAGAAAGCAAUAAUUGUAUUCACGAACGAAAAUACUCUAGAGGCCCCAGAUUUCCACACCUUGUUCACUCCACAUUCCGUGGACAGCGAACCGCAAUUCGCUCGCGAUCAACGGGAAAAGGCCAUUUCAUCGGUACUUGCUAGCGGUGAACAGGAAAAAGGAGAAAACAAAGAGGAUGACAAGCUCGUCUACGCGGCAGCGUGCUGCGCUCUCGUGGAUGGACAUAGUAACUCCAUUCGAGCCCAAGCUCGAGAGUGCUUAGAGCGACUGGCAAAUAAAACAGGGGCGGACCUGAGCGACGAAAUCUCCAAAUGUGACCUUGAAUCCUCAACCAUUUCGGCCAAGUCAACUGAUCAGCAAACAAUGCCCGGUGGUCAUUUGUUUGAAUAUUGUGAGAUCUGCGGAACAGGCCUUACGUGGGAUUCUGCGAACGAAGCACAAUGUGCAAAUGGGCAUCUUUUGGUACGCUGUGGACUUAGCUUCUUGGCGAUACAGGAGCCUGGUAUAUCUAAGUACUGCCCGAUUUGCCGAACCGAAUAUUUCGACGAAGAUCUUCUAGCCCGCGUGCGCAAAGGUCAUAUUGGCCCAAAGUUCAUGCAGCUUUUUGAGGCGUUUGAUACGUGCAUCUACUGCGACAUGAAAUUUCAGGCUAGCGUUUAG